AUGGCCUGUACCUGCAUGACAGCUGAGGACUUUGCUGUCCUCCUGGACUUGAUAAGGCCCGAAAUGCACUCUGAAUCCAGGAGUAGACCAGAAGAGGUUGUUGCUCCUCCGCUCGGGCAAGAGUUUGAGCGCAACUACCGAACAAAAACGCUGCUAAACCACAUCGCGGGCGACGCACACAACAAAGAGCAGAAACUCAUAGUAUGGAGUACUUUCUCCGCGAAGUACCUCCCUCAGAUGGUCGAUCGACUGCUCAAUCUCCCCACUCCGAUGGACAAUGAUGGUGUCCCCGUCGAUUACGCGCAGGACUAUGUGCCUUGUAGUCCAUGGUACUACAUGCUCCUCCAUAUUCAAUACACGCCCUACCUCUACAAGUACUUGCACUCCCCGCACCCACUCGCUGCUUCCAGCAAGCAGCUCCCGCAAGUGAUGGCGGACCGGCUCGCAGAUGCAAUGGACAGGUGGGACGGCAAGCUGCUCAACACCAGACUUGACCGUGAGAUGCGGGGCUACUAUCUUGACAUCGUCGAAGGCUACUUGGCGGUUCUCAACACUCUCUGCGUGGCUUUCAUCCGUGUAGAGGAUCGCUCGACUAUUAUCAACGAGGCAACAAAGAAGCGGCUCACCACCACACUUGUUGAUUGGAUGGGGCGCUACAGGGACGAGCGCAUAGGAAGGCAAAGCAAACAGCUCUGCAUGUUCCUCUCCGGAUUGACCAACUGGGACGAGUGGUUUCACGACAUACGGCGGCACUACAAGAACUGGGAGGUAUGCGGUUUCGCGAACUGUAACACGCGGCAAGGGCUCAAGGCAUGUAAGCGAUGCCAAACUGUCCGAUAUUGCUCGGCGGAGCACCAAAGAUUUGAUUGGAUAGGCAUGGGGGGCAUCAAGCACAAGCAUGUUUGUUUCGAAACGGAAUACUAA
This is a messenger RNA of Mycena indigotica, 924 nucleotides long. Its product is annotated as MYND-type domain-containing protein. Bases 1 to 924 code for a protein of 307 amino acids. The record is from RefSeq and is a predicted model, not a curated record. The transcript is spliced from 5 exons. NCBI's taxonomy places the organism in Eukaryota, Fungi, Basidiomycota, Agaricomycetes, Agaricales, Mycenaceae.